AUGCUGCCUUUAGGAGUUGCGUGCACCUAUUCUUCUUGUGCGACGCGAAUGGAUUCUGCAACCAACGCCAAGGUCCCGCAGCGAAGUGCUGUUGCACAGCGUUUGCAUCGACAAAAUAACCAAAUGAGCUGCUUGGAUAGUACGAUUGGAAAAAGAAGUCACCGACGGUUUCGUUUCCAUCGUAGUUAUCUUCCCAAAGACAACGACAUUGGAUAUGGGCUCAGAACGGAUGUGAAGCAAACCUAA
This is a messenger RNA of Necator americanus (New World hookworm), 246 nucleotides long. RefSeq lists its product as uncharacterized. The transcript has 2 exons. The record is from RefSeq and is a predicted model, not a curated record. Lineage: Eukaryota; Metazoa; Nematoda; Chromadorea; Rhabditida; Ancylostomatidae. Bases 1 to 246 code for a protein of 81 amino acids.